This is a messenger RNA of Siniperca chuatsi (mandarin fish), 4209 nucleotides long. It is a transcript of the gene dcp1a, whose product is annotated as decapping mRNA 1A. The coding region runs from base 96 to 1616 and encodes 506 amino acids. Gene Ontology annotation, molecular function: mRNA binding; enzyme activator activity. Gene Ontology annotation, cellular component: P-body. NCBI's taxonomy places the organism in Eukaryota, Metazoa, Chordata, Actinopteri, Centrarchiformes, Sinipercidae. The record is from RefSeq and is a predicted model, not a curated record. The transcript is spliced from 9 exons. Gene Ontology annotation, biological process: deadenylation-independent decapping of nuclear-transcribed mRNA; positive regulation of catalytic activity; deadenylation-dependent decapping of nuclear-transcribed mRNA.
AUAUUCACAGAGAAGUGAUUUUCGGGGAAAGCGGAAGUUUUAUAGUUAAGUGUCUGGAGAAAUCCGUCCGUGCGGGUGCAACAAUCACAUCCAAGAUGGAGACCGUAAAUUCUGGACAUAUGAUGAGCUUAGCAGCUCUACAGAGACAAGACCCAUACAUAAACAAACUGCUUGAUGUAACCGGCCAGGUGGCUCUCUAUAACUUCAAUUCCAAAGCGAACGAAUGGGAGAAGACCGAAAUCGAGGGCACCCUGUUUGUUUAUGCAAGGUCUGCCUCGCCUCACCAUGGCUUCACCAUCAUGAACCGACUGAACACGGAGAACCUGGUGGAGCCGAUCAACAAAGACCUGGAGUUCCAGCUGCAGGAUCCCUUCCUGCUCUAUAGGAACGGCAACUUGGGUAUCUACAGCAUUUGGUUCUAUGACAAGAGCGACUGUCAACGCAUCGCUAAGCUGAUGGUCAAGAUUGUGAAACAAGAAGCAGACCAGGCCCAGAGAGAGUCGCCAGAGAGGGCAGAGCCACGGAGGACCAAUGGUGUCGCUGAACCACGGCCCAUCGACAUCCUGGAACUGCUCAGCAAAGCCAAGGAGGAAUACCAGAGAGCUCAGGCAGGUGAAACAGAUGUGUCUGCAGAGCCUAAUGUGAAAGCAGCUAUCAACGCCACAGAGCAUGCGCACAGCACACCACAACCUGAAAAGAGCUCUCAUACAAUGGUGAAGCAGAUCACAGUUGAGGAGCUCUUUGGCUCGUCCCUCCCUAAGGACCCCUCUAUACCCACCAUGCCCGCACAGAACACCACCACUGCUUCCAGUGACCCCUCCACUGCUUACCUCCAGAACCAGUCUUAUCCCACUCCAGCCCACCAAAACCCACUCCUUCCCCACCUCGCAGCCAAAGACCCCAGGUCAAAGCAUCAGCACCAAGCCCCUGGCCUGCUCCCAGCUCAGUACGCACUACACCCCACUCCUGUUUUCCAGUCGGCCGUCCCCAGGUCAGACCCCCAACCUCUGUGCUCAGUCUCCCCUCUCAUGGUGCCUCCAGCUGGCUCAGAGCCUCAUGCUGCUCCCUCUGGUCCUGCAGCACCAUCUGCAGUUCCUACAGCCUAUUUGGGACAGGAGGUACUCAGCACACUCAAACCGGCAGUGCCAUGUGUUAAUUCGGACAUCCACAAACCCAUCCUCGCACCCAACUUCCUGCCAAGCACGCUGUUCCCACCCCGCAGCUUUCAAGAGCCCAUGGGGAAACCCCCUCUCCAGCACAACAAGGAGAUAGAUGUUUUCUCUCAGCCUUCAAACCUGAUCAAACCAAUGUCUGCCGUCCCCAUGAGUCCAGGUCUUGCUGUUCCAGGGCCGGAGAUUUCUGUGCUUCUCUCCCCCAGCGCCUUCCAGCAGUCCAUCAAUAAGACAACAACAGCAGCAUCAGUGGUCCCUCCUGCCCCGUCUGAGCCCUCCUCCACCUCUGUAGGAGUUUUAGAGUCUCCACAUGCCCCCUGCAGCAAAUCACAGCUACAGGAGACUCUGAUACACCUCAUUAAGAAUGACCCAGACUUCCUCAGUGCCAUUCAUGAUGCUUACCUGCAGAGUCUGCCUCAGGACUUUAGCAACAUGAAGCUAUAGUCUACUUCAGCCAUCACCACUGUUACUUUCAGUGCUCCGACCCCUUUAUGACCUGUGAAGAAUCCAGAAGCUAAUGGGAGUUAAAACAAGUGCAGAUAACAGGUUUUUAACACACUGUACGUCACAACUCUUCAAAACCAAUCUGUGUUCUGAGGGUUAUUAUAGCAUGCACACACCAUUUAACCCUCUGUUCCUUACUCAGAACUUAUUUUUUGAGUUCUCACCUGAACACUGACGCUGUCCUGGCUACUCUCGUAAUCUUGGAUAGACUUUUUGUCCGCUUAUGUCAAACAAGAGCUACUGUGGGAGAGAAGGAUGAGAUAGAACCUCCCAGUGUGGCCUUGAGUUUUCAUUUUUACUUUAUAAAUAUGAUACGUACUGGUAAAGUUUGGCUGCUGCUGGUUUAAUUCACUUGAGGAUGGGACCACAGUGGAGCUUCGUUGACCUCAAAUCGUUUGACUUUUGACCUUGAGAACAGACGAUUUUGCAGCUUGAACAUUAUGAGACUCACAGAUGCUGCUUCUCUUAUUCAUGUCAUGUCUUUGGAGUUCUCGCAGUGCGAAAGUAUGGGAACAUACACUCCAACUGCAUAUUAAGAAAAAGACUUCUGUGCUGAGGACCUCAGAACUGUUUUGUUGGUCUUUGCAGACAAACUGUCCCACUGUGUGGUGUUGAAAAGGACUACUCAUUUUCCUUCUUUCACUUAUUGAACCUUCUCCCUUAAAAUAAUGCUGAGGUCUGUAUAUUUUUGCUAACACCACAGAGACAUCGAACAACCGUUACAGUUUUUGUGGCAUUUUGUGUUUGUCAGUGUCUCUUAGUAAGGAGGAGAUUGUUUGGAGAAGCACUUGCAGCUUAGAGCUUAAACUAAGAAUGAGUUCCUCUCGGCUGCCUUUUUUAAUGUUAUGUUAGAGACUGUGACAUGUUGAUAAAGACACACAGACGAUCGUACAAACCAGCUUAUUUGCUACCUUUCCUUUCUCCGUAUUUCUCUCUCUUUGUCCUUCUCCUUGUUUGUGUCGUUCAUCUCUCCGCCACUAGCUGAGCUCACAGUACUUGAUGUUCUUGGAGGGGAACGUGCAAUAGCCAAUAGUCGCAAUGCCUUUAUGUAUACCAGCAUUGUGGGAUAUUUUAAGAUGGUACAGUAGAAGAAGUUUAUCUGAACCUCUGGGUUCUGGUCCUGCAACUGAUCUAUAAUUUAAAUAUGAGCACAAAACACAAAAAUUGCUAUAUUUGGAUUAUUAGAAAAUAGGGGGAACUGAUGACUGAUAUGCUUUUGAUAGCUUCACUAUUGAACAUACUGAAGCUAUCAAAAGCAUAUCAGUCAUCAGUUCCCCCUACCAGUAAUCUAAACUACCGAUGAAAAAUAUCAGUGGCCUCCAUUCCUGUUUCUAAAUUUUAAAAAAAUUAAUUCUAGGCCACAGUUAUGUCUUAAGUCACAAAGACUUAAAGACAAAACAAAUUGUGGUAUUUUUUUUGGUUUUUGCAGUAAAACACUACUGCAGCACAGAACUGUAAACCCUGCAGACUGCAGUGAGAACAGGAAGAAGCACAUCUGUCUCCUCGUGCAACGCUGAGUGACUAUUGAUGCUGUUGGUGACCAAAGAAAACUGAUGACAAAUCUAAUGUACAUCGGAAAAUCAGCUUUCAAAUAUUUAGGAGGGAAAAAAGGUUUAUGUGUGCAUUUUUGAACACACAACAGGGCACUACUCCUGUUGUCACAAUGUUCAGCACAUACAAGACCAUUAAAACAGUGUGAAUAAUGUGAAAGCAUGAAAAUUUAAGUUGUAAGGUUUUCUAACAACUGGUACAGUGAUGUUUGACACCAGUAGUCAGCUCAUUGAUGAUCAGGUUACUUUUUCACACGUUACUGUUCAGAUGUCUAUACUAUAGUUCUCUAAGCGAUCAAUAUAUCAAGUCAUUCCAGAUGGAAAUAGACGUGGAAAGUAGAUGUUUUCCUUUUUUAUUUUGUAAACUACAUGAAUUGCAGAAAUUACGGCUCUUAUUGAAAAUGUUCAUGUCACUCGUGGAACAUGCAAAAAAUCAUGUAAUCAACAAUUUAUUAAUAGCUGAAGGACAAUAUUAAUUUUUGCGUAAAUACCUGUUUUGAGUGUGACACCACGACUUUGCAUUUGGUCCUGCUAUUUGAAUGUAUUUGGUGUUUACUCGCAGUAUGUGCCAAUCUUGUUUUCUUCUGUGUCCUGCAUAUUUAAGUUGAACUCACAUCCACAUGCUUUUAGUACUAACUGUUAACCAUGUUUUUCUUUCCAUUUUUAUUUUGCAAAUAAUUUGUACUUCAUUGUUCAUUGCCCUGUUAUAAUUUUUCAUUUCAGAGGUCAUCUUGCCAACACUUCUGGCAUGUGUUGGUUAAAUAAACGCACACAGGAAGAAUGAUUGAAAUGUAGAGUUUUUUAAUCCUGGUCACAUAUUUAAGAUUUUAAGGUUAUUUUACGCUUUGGUAUAAUUUAUCUUCUUGGCCAGAAAUAAGAUUUUGGGAAAGUCUUUGCAAAUUACAUUAAUUUUCUAAGAACUUGUUGUCACUGCAUUAUUUGGUUUAUUAUGGCUGUUUUAUGAUAUUAAAAAUUUGAAAAUG